Molecule: messenger RNA, 1410 nt
Organism: Cucumis melo (muskmelon)
Lineage: Eukaryota; Viridiplantae; Streptophyta; Magnoliopsida; Cucurbitales; Cucurbitaceae
Exons: 9
Coding region: 376-927 (183 amino acids)
Biological process (GO): response to oxidative stress; mitochondrial respiratory chain complex I assembly
Cellular component (GO): membrane
Source: RefSeq, a predicted model, not a curated record
UUUGAUUGAUAUAACCCUAAAUUUAGAUGUAAACAUCAGUAACUUAUAACUUUGACAUUGUUUCACAACUUCAUCAACCCUUUUUCCUUUUAUCUUAAAUUCUGUAUUUAUCCCAAUUUUUGUACAAAAUAAACAUCUUAUUCAUAUUGUCCGACCUUCGAUACAAAAUUCGAUUCCGACUAUUUUAAUUCAGAGGACAAGAAGGAAGAAAAAUCGAGGGAUCUUCAAAUUCAAAGCUUAAACUGAGAGAGAACACGAUCUUAAGGCAGGUCUAUAAUAGGGAGAGGAUAAUUUUUCUGGAGUGGAAGAGGAGAAGAAAUUUUGGGAUAUGAAGGCUCUGUAAUACCCGUUCAAACGGUGGUUGAAACGAAGAUAAUGUCGAAACUUUUUGGGAAAAUUGCCGGUUUCUUCAGCAAUAGAACUCUGGUGGGAGUGGACAAAGCGGGAAACAGGUACUUCUUCGUAAAAGAAGAAAUCGAUGGUAUAAUGAAAGAGAAGAGAUGGGUGGUAUUUAAGGGUGAGGAUGAUCCAACGUCAAUUCCAGUGGAAUGGAUAUGUUGGUUAAAUGGGCAGCGUAAAAAGGCUCCAACCCCAGAGGAAAUGAUGGAACUAGAAGCUAGGCGUGAACGUGUACGACAAAAUGUUGCUCUUCUCAAGAAAGAAGAGAUGGAAAGAAACUCUAAAGAAGGCAAAUUACGGAAAAUCAUCAGCACUGGUCAAGUUAUGGGUCCUGACUUGAAAAGCUUUAUCCGACAGGUCCCAACUGGUUCAGAAGGUGCCCAAGAUGUGGAAGGAUUGCCUACAAGAGAUACCCUGAGGAACUCAAACGAAAAGGAGCCAGUUCAAGAGAAACCAAUUCCGGAGUCCUCCGAGCCUGUUGGGUCUGGCCAUACAUUUAGACCCGGAACAUGGCAGCCACCAACAUGAAUGAUGAUUGCCCAUCAAGGAGAACUCGCCAACACUAAAGCUAGCAGUUCGUUCUAUGUCCAACAAUUCAGUAAGCUUCUGCGUUCCGAUUACUUACCUCCAAAUUUUCCUGAGGACAUGCCCUUCUACUUGACUGUAUCAGAUCCUGCCCUCCAAAAGUCUCAAACAAGAUUGUCACUCUGCAUUGCCUUGGUUAUUUGUCUGAUGAAAAGCAGUUAUAACUUAAAUUUUAUAUAGUAAGUUUAAUAAGCAUCCUUAUAGAAUACUUGUGACAGUUUUGACCUCCCCCAUUCUAUCUAGAGGCUGAGAAAAGUAACUAGCAAUUGUCCGUAGCGGCAUUGCCUUGGAAAAUUCACUGUGGGAUUGAUAUUAUUCCUGUUGGUUAUGAUUUGAUUUGUAAAACUUUUUAUCCCAUAUUAUUGGAACUCAUUGUAAUGUUUUCAGGCUCAUCUUGAGGGAUAAAUAAUCAUGAUGCAUGCGAUA